CCGCCGCAGUCCGGUUCCGACCCGAGCGCCGGGCGCCGGGCCGAGCCCGCGAUGGAAUAAUGCCCAGCGGCCCGCCCGGUCCCGGUAAUUUUCUGAUGUUACGGCGGAGACAUGAGAUCUUCAGCCUCCAGGCUCUCCAGUUUUUCAUCAAGAGAUUCGCUAUGGAAUCGGAUGCCGGACCAGAUCUCCGUGUCCGAGUUCAUCUCCGAGACCACCGAGGACUACAACUCGCCCACCACGUCCAGCUUCACCACGCGGCUGCACAACUGCAGGAACACCGUCACGCUGCUGGAGGAGGCUCUAGACCAAGAUAGAACAGCACUACAGAAAGUGAAGAAAUCUGUAAAAGCAAUAUACAAUUCUGGCCAAGACACUGCCGACCAGGUCGACCCAGGACCCCGUUCUGCGGCAGCCUGUCCUGCGAGAGCCUCUGGAAUGCAUUACCAUGUACAAAAUGAAGAAAACUAUGCACAAGUUCUUGAUAAGUUUGGGAGUAAUUUUUUAAGUCGAGACAACCCCGAUCUUGGCACUGCUUUUGUCAAGUUUUCUACUCUCACAAAGGAACUGUCCACAUUGCUGAAAAAUCUGCUCCAGAGUCUGAGCCACAACGUAAUCUUCACCUUGGAUUCCCUGUUAAAAGGAGACCUAAAGGGAGUCAAAGGAGAUCUCAAGAAGCCAUUUGACAAAGCCUGGAAAGAUUAUGAGACAAAGUUUACAAAAAUUGAGAAGGAGAAAAGAGAGCAUGCAAAACAGCACGGGAUGAUCCGCACAGAGAUAACUGGAGCUGAGAUCGCAGAAGAAAUGGAGAAGGAAAGGCGCCUCUUUCAGCUCCAAAUGUGUGAAUAUCUAAUUAAAGUUAAUGAAAUCAAGACCAAAAAGGGUGUGGACCUGCUGCAGAAUCUUAUAAAGUAUUAUCACGCACAGUGCAAUUUCUUUCAAGAUGGCUUGAAAACAGCUGAUAAAUUGAAGCAGUACAUUGAAAAAUUGGCUGCUGACUUAUAUAACAUAAAACAGACCCAGGAUGAAGAAAAGAAACAGCUAACUGCACUCCGAGACUUAAUAAAAUCCUCCCUUCAGCUUGAUCAGAAAGAAGUAGGUGGUUUAUAUGUUCCCAGCAGGGCUAACAGUUCUAGGAGAGAUUCCCAAAGCCGGCAAGGAGGGUACAGUAUGCAUCAGCUCCAGGGCAAUAAGGAAUAUGGCAGUGAAAAGAAGGGUUACCUGCUAAAGAAAAGCGAUGGGAUCCGGAAAGUGUGGCAGAGAAGGAAGUGUGCCGUCAAGAAUGGGAUUCUGACCAUCUCACACGCAACUUCCAAUAGGCAGCCAGCCAAGCUGAACCUUCUCACCUGCCAGGUGAAGCCAAAUGCUGAGGACAAGAAAUCCUUUGACCUGAUAUCACAUAACAGGACCUAUCACUUUCAGGCAGAAGAUGAGCAGGAUUAUGUAGCGUGGAUAUCAGUAUUGACAAAUAGCAAAGAAGAGGCCCUAAACAUGGCCUUCCGAGGUGAGCAGAGCGCAGGAGAGAACAGCUUGGAAGAUCUGACAAAAGCCAUCAUCGAGGAUGUCCAGCGGCUCCCUGGGAAUGAUGUCUGCUGUGACUGUGGUUCAUCAGAACCUACGUGGCUUUCGACCAACUUGGGUAUUCUGACCUGUAUAGAAUGUUCUGGCAUCCAUAGGGAGAUGGGGGUUCAUAUCUCUCGAAUUCAGUCUUUGGAACUAGACAAAUUAGGAACUUCUGAACUCUUGCUGGCCAAGAAUGUAGGAAACAAUAGUUUUAAUGAAAUUAUGGAAGCAAAUUUACCCAGCCCCUCACCCAAGCCCACCCCUUCAAGUGAUAUGACUGUACGCAAAGAGUUUAUCACUGCAAAGUAUGUAGACCAUAGAUUCUCAAGGAAGACCUGUUCCUCUUCCUCGGCUAAGUUGAAUGAAUUGCUUGAGGCCAUCAAAUCCAGGGAUUUACUUGCACUAAUUCAAGUCUAUGCGGAAGGGGUAGAGCUAAUGGAACCACUGCUGGAAUCCGGACAGGAGCUCGGGGAGACAGCCCUUCAUCUUGCCGUCCGAACUGCAGACCAGACAUCUCUCCAUUUGGUUGACUUCCUUGUACAAAACUGUGGGAACCUCGAUAAGCAGACUUCCAUGGGAAACACAGUUCUGCACUACUGCAGCGUGUACAGCAAGCCCGAGUGUAUGAAGCUGCUGCUGAGGGGCAAGCCCACCGUGGACAUUGUGAACCAAGCUGGAGAAACUGCCUUGGACAUAGCAAAGAGACUAAAAGCUACCCAGUGUGAAGAUCUGCUUUCCCAGGCUAAAUCUGGCAAGUUCAACCCACACGUCCACGUUGAAUAUGAGUGGAACCUUCGACAGGAGGAGAUGGAUGAAAGUGAUGACGAUCUGGAUGACAAACCAAGCCCAGUCAAGAAGGAGCGCUCACCCAGGCCUCAGAGCUUCUGCCACUCCUCCAGCAUCUCCCCCCAAGACAAGUUGGCGCUGCCAGGAUUCAGCACUCCACGGGACAAGCAGCGGCUCUCCUACGGAGCUUUCACCAACCAGAUGUUUAUCUCCACGACCACGGACUCGCCCACAUCACCAACUGCAGAGGCUCCCCCUCUGCCUCCUAGGAACGCUGGGAAAGGUCCAACUGGCCCACCUUCAACACUCCCUCUAAGCACCCAGACCUCUAGUGGCAGCUCCACCCUAUCCAAGAAGAGGCCUCCUCCCCCACCACCCGGACACAAGAGAACCCUGUCUGACCCUCCCAGCCCACUACCUCAUGGGCCCCCAAACAAAGGCGCAGUUCCUUGGGGUAACGAUGUGGGUCCAUCAUCUUCAAGUAAGAACGCAAACAAAUUUGAGGGGUUGUCUCAGCAGUCGAGCACCAGUUCUGCAAAGACUGCCCUUGGCCCAAGAGUCCUUCCUAAACUACCUCAGAAAGUGGCACUAAGGAAAACAGAAACAAGCCAUCAUCUCUCCCUAGACAAAGCCAACGUCCCAUCUGAGAUUUUCCAGAAAUCAUCGCAGCUGACAGAGUUACCACAGAAGCCCCCACCUGGAGACCUGCCCCCAAAGCCCACAGAACUGGCCCCCAAGCCCCAGAUUGGAGACUUGCCACCUAAGCCCGGAGAGCUCCCCCCAAAGCCGCAGCUGGGUGACCUGCCACCCAAGCCCCAGCUCUCAGACUUACCCCCCAAGCCACAAAUGAAGGACCUGCCCCCCAAACCGCAGCUGGGAGACCUGCUGGCAAAAUCCCAGGCUGCCGACAUCUCACCCAAGGCUCUGCAGCCCUCCGAGGCCAUGCAGAAGUCACACCCAGUGGAUCUGUCCCCAAACAUGCAGUCCAGAGACGCCAUCCAGAAACAGGUGUCAGAAGACUCCAACGACCUCACGCCCACUCUGCCUGAGACGCCUGUGCCGCUGCCCAGGAAGAUCAACACGGGGAAGAAUAAAGUGAGACGUGUGAAGACCAUCUAUGACUGCCAGGCCGACAAUGACGACGAGCUCACAUUCAUUGAGGGGGAAGUGAUCGUUGUCACAGGGGAAGAGGACCAGGAGUGGUGGAUCGGCCACAUCGAAGGACAGCCUGAACGGAAGGGGGUCUUUCCGGUGUCUUUCGUUCACAUCCUGUCCGACUAGCAAAAAGCCGAAGCUUCAGACUGCCCACAUCCUUCAUGCAAGACUGCUGCCUCCAUGUAAUCCUGUGCACAAUGUGUAUAUAGCUGCUGUUACAGAAUGAGAAACUCGUGAAGGGCCACCUCAGGAGGGAAUAUAGUAUGUGUUGUAAAUAUCCUGUGGUCUUCUGCCUUCGCCAGUAUUAGGGUAGCCUCGGGACCCAGUUCGCCUUACUGGUUUGCCAAAGCCAUCCUUGGCAUUUAGCACUUACAUCUGUCUAUCUAUGCUGUUUUACAAACAGAAAAACAAAAACACAGGAGUGCUGGCUUUGCAAGUAGAAGUGGUCUCCAGCACCCGCUGAGGGGCAUAGAAUUGACUUUCUGUUCCUAACAAAGCAGUAUUCUCAAUCAUGUUACUGAAAGUGCAUUCUUAGCAAAGAGGUGGGUUCUGUUUUCCAGGUGAAACUUGUAGUUAGCUCCGUGACAGACCAGCCUGUAGUUAUCUGUGUAUACAGUUUACAGCUACAAAAACCUACUUUGGUAUUUAUUACAGAAAAGUACUCAGUUAAAUGUAAGUGUUACUCCUUCAGCAGAAUAUUCACUGACCCAAAACUCUUUGUGGCAUUUUACGAUGCACACAGCCUCAUGCAAGUUUAGGCAAGUGGAUUUAUACUAUUGUAUGGUGAUGAGUGCCCACCCCGAGAUAUUACCUCAUUAUGCAAAAAUAACAUAUCCUUCAUGACGAUUUUGACAAAAGUUUAAAACACGUCUGAUGAAGUUCAACUUUCAGGAACCAAGGACUGCCAGAAAAUACUAGCCUUUGCAAUAUGCAUGCAUCUAGAAGCUUACCUGAAAUCUGCCUUUUAUAAAGGAAUAAAUAGUAUGGAUAAGUUGAACUGUACAUUUUUUAAACUUGAUCGCCAUUAAAGCAGAAAUCAUAAGGUUGCAAGAACAUUUGUUUCUAGUCAGUCAUUUGGCCUUCUCAAGAGUAUGAAUUUAUAUAUUGUAUUAUGAGUCAGCACCCCUUAAUAUGUCAGAGCAUCUAAAGUAUUGGUUUUAAAUUGUCUUCUUAGAUUAUUCAAGAAGAGGGAUUUAGAAAUCACCCUUUUACAGUUUUUCCUGUGUAGAAUCCAGGUGCUGAAACCAAGCUUUUCUUUUUCCAUUCCAUUUCUUAAACCCCAAUUACAAAGUUUUCCCUCCUUAAGCUCUGUCCUAUAGACAUGUCCCCUUCAAGUCAAUUCAUACAGAACCAAGUUUUGGAACGCUGCUAUGAAUUGCACUGUGAAAAAGGCUCUCUCCCUGCGAAGAGUCUCUUCUCUCUCCUCACUCACUCUCUCCCUCUCUUCUUUCCCCUCCUCCUCUCUCUCUCAGUCUGCCUUGUACCCCUCUCUCUCCUGUCUUGUUACUUUUGUUUUGUUUUUCAUCCCGGCCAUGCUUGUCAGACCAUAAAGAACAUUGUGAGUGGGGCCGGAGAUUUAGCUCAGCGGCACCGCACCUGACUUGCAACACAAGGUCCUGAGUUCGAUCCCCAGUUCAGGGGUGGGGGUGGGGGUGACACAUUGUGACUAUUUCCGUCUUUGACAUCGUCCAAAUCCUGGAAAUGAACAUGGCACUUGUACUCCAGGUCAGUGGGACUGUCCUCUGAUCCCGGGCGCACAUUUGCUUAAACUGCUAUUUGGGCCACAGUGCAGAAGUCUAAUAUUUUUAAGCAGAUAAUCUUGGCAAUGAAUGAGAAAUGUUAAUUUCACAGAAGCACAACUCCCAGCCAAACCAGUAGGAAAGGCCUUUCAUAGUCACAGUGCUCAGUAAACAUUAAUUUAGUGCUGCUUAACUGGUUACUAGGACACUUUAAAUAGCCACCUGAGAAAUCAGCUUUGCAUGACAGAGCUGCAAAAUACUUCAUCAGCUGUUCAUGGAAACUAGUUCUAAGCGACUGCUUCCUGGGUGUCAGGGCACGCGCACCUUCCCACAGGGGACUGGGAGUGGGAGACAGCGCCCUGCGUGGGCCACACUGGACAGGAAGUGGGCGGCUGAGGUUCCCCAGGGCGCCACUUCCUUCACUUGCGCACGUUCAGCUGCGUGAAAGAGCCGUUCUUUUUGUGGCCUAGGCUUUUUUCAGUGAUCUGAAAAUAGACUGCUUUAUAAAAACACACACAAAAGCUGUAUCUCUACGAGUACACGGAGUCAAUGUCUAGUCUUUUCCCCCGGCUGCAGUAGCUCACACAAAUGCAUUUUUCAUGCCUUUCUUUUUCUGGUUGUGUUUUUGUCUCCAUCAGGAAUGUGAGUUCUCUAAUCCAGCUUACUGUAGGACAUAGGAAGACUAGAUAGAACACCAUUGGCAAUCUUGUGGAGUUUAAAUCUGAUCUUGUUCUUCAACUCAUGAGCCACUAUCUGCGAUGUUGUACAUGAUAGAUUAUUUUGAAGGUAUGGAACCUUUCGAAAAAAAUAGCAAAUUAGUUCUUUUUCCCCACAGAGAGGAAAGUUAUGUUCUGCAAAUAGCGUGUCUUAUUUUACUGUUGAACAGCAAUUGCUAUUUAUUUUUUUAUUGCCUAGAACUUCCAACAUGUUGUAUAGGAAUCCCGUAGUGCCACUAGUUAAAUUCCGAGUUCCAUCCAGAUGUUGCCAUCGAACAUCAGGACGCUUUUCAUUUCACAUGUAUUUACUGUGACCAUUUUUCAGUAAUGUACGUGUUAAUUUCUACUUUUUUUAAUAUUUAAAACUGCUUUUAAAUAAACAUAUUCUCAGUUGA
This is a messenger RNA of Heterocephalus glaber (naked mole-rat), 6351 nucleotides long. The record is from RefSeq and is a predicted model, not a curated record. Lineage: Eukaryota; Metazoa; Chordata; Mammalia; Rodentia; Bathyergidae.